UUUGUAAACGGUGUGACGUUAGCUAGUCCUUUAUGUUACCCUAUUGCUAGGCAGUGGUAGCUUGUUUAGGGGCUGUUAAAUCGGGAAAAACAUUUACGGGCGUUAUAUUUCACUAGAGAAGAAUAUCACAGGAUAGUUUCUGGGGUUUAUUAGCUAACUUAGUGCUCCGGUGUGACCUUGUGAGCUUUAACACUGCUCGCUCCGCCCGUUUGUGGUGUGCGCAGUCUGGGGGAUGUAUUAGCUUAGCGGGGUAAACCCGCCUUACAUCAUGGCUAAAACGGGCACAUAUUCAUCUGAGUGGGGGGAGAUCGUUUUAUACAUACGGAAGAAGCGUGGAAACCAGAAUAAAACAAUCUUCAAAUUUAGAUAGUUUUAAUGCCAAUUUGGAUCACAUUUCGCUAAAGAUAAAGGAUGCUUGGUAGCCCCUAGGUGGGAGUUGGAGUAGUUUAUUCACCAUUUAUAUCGAUGUACUUAAGAAGUGGUAAUGUGUUUGAUAUCUUUGGAGAGCAUCAGUUGACUGGCCAUAAAGUAGCUGUAAAGAUCCUAAACAGACAGAAGAUUCGCAGUCUCGAUGUCGUGGGGAAGAUCAAACGAGAGAUCCAAAAUCUCAAACUAUUCAGACACCCACACAUCAUUAAGCUGUACCAGGUGAUAAGUACACCCACAGAUUUCUUCAUGGUUAUGGAGUAUGUGUCUGGAGGUGAGCUGUUUGACUACAUCUGCAAAUAUGGACGGGUGGAGGACACAGAGGCUCGCCGUCUCUUCCAGCAGAUUAUCUCAGCCGUAGACUAUUGCCACAGGCACAUGGUGGUCCACAGAGAUCUUAAACCUGAGAAUGUCCUGCUGGAUGCAAACAAAAAUGCCAAGAUUGCCGACUUUGGUCUGUCAAACAUGAUGUCAGAUGGGGAGUUCCUACGAACAAGCUGUGGCUCACCCAAUUAUGCUGCGCCAGAGGUCAUCUCAGGAAGGCUCUAUGCAGGUCCAGAGGUAGACAUCUGGAGCUGCGGUGUGAUCCUGUAUGCCCUGCUGUGCGGCAGUCUGCCCUUUGAUGAUGAGCAUGUCCCCACGCUGUUUAAGAAGAUCAGAGGAGGAGUCUUCUACAUCCCAGAGUACCUGACCCGCUCUGUGGCCUCACUGCUGAUGCUCAUGAUGCAGGUGGACCCUCUGAAGAGAGCCACCAUCAAAGACAUCAGAGAACAUGAGUGGUUUAAGCAGGACCUGCCAGACUACCUGUUCCCUGAAGACCCUUCAUAUGAUUCCACAGUCCUGGAUGAGGAGGCCGUCAGAGAAGUGUGUGAAAAGUUUGAAUGCACCGAGUCCGAGGUUGUGUCCAGCCUCUACAGUGGAGAUCCACAGGAUCAGCUAGCUGUAGCCUAUCACCUUAUUAUUGACAACCGGCGCAUCAUGACCCAGGCCAGCGAGUUCUACUUGGCCUCCAGUCCUCCGCAGGGCUCCUUCAUAGAGGAAGGCAUGCCACUGCCCCCUGGAGUCAAAGCACACCCAGAGAGGAUGCCUCCACUCCUGGCUGACAGCCCCAAGUCUCGUUGUCCUCUGGAUGCUCUCAACACCACCCGGCCUAAACCUCUGGCAGUGAAGAAAUCUAAGUGGCACCUCGGUAUCAGGAGUCAGAGCAGACCCUAUGAUAUCAUGGCUGAGGUGUACAGGGCUAUGAGACAACUCAACUUUGAUUGGAAGGUGGUGAACCCAUACCAUCUGCGAGUGCGGAGAAAAAAUCCAGUGACGGGCAAUCUGGUGAAAAUGAGCCUGCAGCUCUACCAGGUGGACAGCAGAUCCUACCUCCUCGAUUUCAAGAGCAUUGAUGAUGAUAUCAUUGAGGCAGUGGGCUUUAAAUCUGGUUCGUCCACUCCUCAGAGGUCGGGCUCCGCAGCCGGUCUGUACAGACCCAGACUCAGCAUCGACUCGGCGAGCCCUGGCAUCGAUCUGCCCCAGCUUAGCUCUUCUCUCCCAGGAUUCCUGUCAGGUAGUUCCCCUCUAGCCUCUCUUAGCCCCCGUCAGGGAUCACACAUCAUGGACUUCUUUGAAAUGUGUGCCAGUCUGAUCACCACACUUGCACGCUGAGGCCUGUCAAUAAUGUACCCUCUCUGUAAAAUGGAUGUCAGUGGGGUUUUUAAGCCAAUUGCAGAUCUGGGAUGUAAGAUGUAUGGACUGACUUCCUCUUUCUGUCUCCUCUCAUCUCUGCUCGUUUUGUAUAAGACUGGAAGGGUGAAUGUAAAUGUGUGGUGUUCACCUCAGAUGAAGGAGGGAGAAAGAGGAACAAGAGCUUUUUUUUUUUUUUCCUUAUUUUGACACAGUCCUUGGGCCAGUCUUGGUAUUUUAAAUAUUGGGCUACAGCUUCUGAAAACUGGUCUUGAGACUGGACUUUGUGAAUUACUGGAGCCCUUCAAAGUAAGAGGCAAGAGGUCACAGUUUACAGUCAUGUCGGAGUCAGCGAAGGUCAAGUUCACUGUCACUCCUCCCACUUUCAGUCUGUUAACAGCUACUGAAAUGUCAUGACCCACUGUAAGACGUGAUGUCAGGACAUCCUGCUGAGUUGGUCUCAGGCACUGAUUGGGGCUCAGUUUUGUUUCUUGCUUUUUAAUUUGAAUAGGACACUGGUGGUUAAAAUUGACACGAAGUCUGUGUCUGAGGGAAAGUCACCACAUGUGAAAUGUUAUUUUAGGUUUUGUAAAGAAACAGCUUUUGUUAUCCAUGUAUAUUAUAUUUAUAUUACAUAGCUGAAAAGGAUGACAAAGGUAGACAAAUGUUAGACUUUAUACAUCAUAAAGAAGAUUAUUAUUACUUAAAUAUAAAAUCCAUAUUUAUUUUUGAGAGAGUUUUUAGACACUGUAGUUAUAUUAUUUAAGCACUGCAUCAGCAUAGUUUUAACCUUGUUUUGAAUAGAUUGUAGAUGUUUAAUGAACCUAGAGAGAGCGCUGGAUAGAAUGAUAAUGGUAUUGACUGUGCUACGUUUAGUGCUGAAGCACAGACGCACACUAUCUCACAUGAAUUUUCACAACCACCUUUUUACCUGAGUUUUUUUGAAUAGCAACAGUUUAUCUCAAUGUAUUUCAGAGGCACUGUUCUUUUUCCCUACUUAGCCAUCAUUUUAUACAUCCAGUAGCUGUCUUAAAUAUGCAACACACACACACACGUAGUCCCCUUUACAUGUGAAUUGAGUACUUAAAUGACAGGUUGAGCAGCUGCUAAUAUAGUGUUCAGCCAUGCAUGCACAGGAUGUAAUUAAAAAAGCCAGUGGGCCUGUGAGAUCAGGAGGAUGGACAUGGCAGUCACUCACAUAUGCAGUAAAACUGAAAAAUGACAGAAGCCGCCAUGGCCUGUUUGUAAUGAAGAGUGCCACAGUUUUAAGCCUGUAGUUAAUAACUUUUCAUUAAUCAUUUUUUAUCAUUGCCUUAAGCCUUUAAAGUGUGAGAACAUGGCAAAUGUCAGAUCAGUAAAUACAGCCUUGUGCCUGUUGUGAGCUCCUGGAUUUUCUUUGACCAAAAGAAGAAAAAAAUUGUCCUGUGAUCAUUUAGACUUGCGUUAAAAGCAACCAAAUCUUCAACAAAUGUAGUUUUACUUGAUAAAUUGCUAGUAAUCCAUUGAGCAGUAAUGAAUAAAUACAGUUAACUAGACCUGUGGCCAUACUAUGUAUGGAUAGAUGAUGAGGUGACGAGGAAAAGAUGAUGACAACUUCAUGUGAGAUGGUGUGUAUCUACCUACUGCAGGACGGUAUAAGCCACAGAGACCUUUCUCCGGUUGCCUUAAAGAAUGCAACACAGUAAUUCUGUGCAUACAUACAUACAUGGAGAGUGUUUGGAUGAGCCAGUGUGUGUACUAGAGAUGUGCUCUUACCGACUUCAUGCUGGUUUGUCAGGAGGAUCUGUGCAGCGGUGUGACUGCCUGUGAGAUCAGCCAAGUCGGAAUCAGAGAAGAGAGUGAUGAGGGUGGAAACAGUAUGCGGUGUAUUGUAGCUGUUGGCAGGGCUGUCUGUGCAUGUAUCUUAUGUGAGGCUGUUGCUGCCUGUUCAGUCUGCACUUUAAAAGCUCAUUUGCCGAAGCCUGCAGUUUGCAGAUGUGCAGUUUAUUGCAUCACACACUUUGUGCAGAUGCAUUGACUUUACUGUACCUGAUCUGUCUCGCCCUGUGUCAUUUGACAAACACCACAUUGUACUUUUAUACGUCCUGCAUUGUCCAGUCAGAUCGUACUAUAGCUGGCUUGUAUCUGUGUCAUUGCUUUCAGAGUUUUUUUCUGACUGAAAGUUGAGCGAAAGUUGGUGCUGCUCAGAUGAAUCCUCCUCUCUGUCUUCGUGUCUGGGUUUGUUUUCUUGGUUGGUGUUGUGUUGAUAGAGGGAAUGUUGCAUUUGUUUGCAGUAAAACAGAGGAUAGACAGGUAGUAUGUACUCUACUUUAGACUGGUGUCAACUAUGAAACCAUAUCUAAUAAAUGCUGUAAACAAUUCAUUAAGAGACAAACGUCAUAAUGAAUAAAUACAGUAAAAACAACCCUGCAUACAAAUAAAGUAAUACAUUUUGUAAUAAUUAACCUCAGCUCACUCUUAUGAAUUUACAGCAUUGUUAUUUUAACAGACUGGAGGUAUGUGAUUGAGGUUAAUGAGGUAAUUAAACUGGCAUCCGAUUUCUUUGUUCAUACUAUGAAAUAAGAAAAAUGACAACAUCUCAUAUUAAUGGGUUGAGUUUUAAUUAUUCAUUAGUCUAAAUUAUUUCACAGAUUUUUGGGCUGUGUAGAUAUUCUUUCUGUAUAUUUUCAUGAUUACCUCAUAUCAUAUCUUAUUCAAAUUGGUGAUGUGACUCUUAGCCACACAGUAGUCUAGACUGUGAAUAUUAAUCCAGGAGUGCUGUGUUGGACCUACUGUAAUAAUGCAAACUGAGGUUCUAGUUUGUUACUCUGCACUGUCUCAAAGGUCUCAGAUGUUUGCCUUAUGAGAGCACCAGGAAGACCUUUGGUUGAAACAGUGAAGGCCACGUUAUUUUUUUCUCUCUGUUGAAACCCUUUAUUAUAUGUCUCCUGUUGGUUUGUCGUGUACGUCGUCUUUCCAGUCUAUGCCUGCACAUACACCAUAUGUUGAUGUCUGGGAGAAACACUGCUCCCUACUGCAAGACAACUGUGCACACACCUUUGUGAACACUAUUCCAUGUUCCUCAGUCAGUCUUCUAUAUUACAAUGUAUUGCUGUGUAUAAAUGACUCAUCCUCUGUAUAGUGAGCUACUUUGGUCACAUCAGGAUCACAUCUGACCAUUGUGCAUUCAUUCCUAAUACUGCUGCUCAUGACAACACUACAAAAUUCUUGAUCAUAGAAGCGCACCAACUUGGAGAAAUCAUUAGUCAGAUUUCAAAACUCCUGAUACCCUCAGUAUUUACUGUCAAUGUAGUACUGUACUAUUACAACAGCAUGCAAUUACUAGUGGCAUGUUAGUCAUGUAAACUCUAAUCUGUGUUUAGAGCUGCAAACACAUGCCAGAGGGCCUAAACAGGAGCAGACUGUGUGUUGUACCAAAGUGAGUAUUUUCAACAGCAAAGCUGUGCUCUGUUUGCCCACGUUAAGUGUAACCUUAAACACACCAGUGUAUGUCGUGGUGACGUGUGUGGGUGCACAUCAGUUACUGUGAAAGAAAGUGAAGAAGGGUGUGUGUGUGUGUGUGUGUGUGUGUGUGUGUAAACAUGUCUUUCUGUAGUUGUGUGCUGAAAUUUGAUUUGUACCACUAUGAGGACAUUUUGGCCAGUUCUUCCAACUUCAAAGGGCUUUGAGGGUUAAGAAGGUUAGAUGUUGGGGUUAGACAUUCAACUGGGAUGUGUACAGUUUGGGGCUAGGGAAUGUAUAAUGUCCUCGCAGCUACAGAAAGACGUGUGUUUGUGUGUGAGAGAGAAAGUGAGUGCAUUUCAGCUGUCUCUCCCUGUCUGUCUGAUUGAGGUUUGGAUUUCUCUCAUUAUGCACUGCAUGAUAUUGCUGUUAUGAUUUGCACUUUGACAAGUAUUUAUUG
Messenger RNA from Monopterus albus (swamp eel), 5998 nucleotides. RefSeq names its product protein kinase, AMP-activated, alpha 2 catalytic subunit (gene prkaa2). Gene Ontology annotation, molecular function: protein serine/threonine kinase activity; ATP binding. The record is from RefSeq and is a predicted model, not a curated record. Gene Ontology annotation, biological process: protein phosphorylation; intracellular signal transduction. The coding region runs from base 466 to 2079 and encodes 537 amino acids. NCBI's taxonomy places the organism in Eukaryota, Metazoa, Chordata, Actinopteri, Synbranchiformes, Synbranchidae. Gene Ontology annotation, cellular component: cytoplasm. The transcript is spliced from 10 exons.